CACGGAAAUGCACUGGAUCACAUGGUUACAACUACUGAAGUUGAUAAGGGACGUACUGUUGCUAACGCAGAGAUUUUAUUGUUAGCUCGUUCGUUAGAUAACCUGUACCUGACUUGUACGUUUUCGUACACAUCGUAGACAUUUUGGAGGACGUCAAAACAAUGGAGCCACAGAUAAAACGUUGGAAAGGGUCAGCCUGUGAUACUGACUCCUGGGUCGCUUACCCUGUCCUGUCAGAUGAUCAGUCACAAGAUGUUGAGCUGAUCGAGGCAUUUGCUGCACCCAUUGUUGACAAGAAAGAGACGUCUCGACUCAUCAGGGAGCUGAACAGCCUCUACCCACUGAAUGGCCUUCAGCACAUCAAGAGGGUACGGGCGUGCAAGGGGAAGGGCAGCCCUCACCCUCUGGAAGUCCUUGUGUGCCUUGUUAGUGAUGCGCCAGACGUGAAGGACGUCAGCAUCGGCUCUCUGCUGCCCUCAGAUGGAGUUAGACAUGAUGGAUUAGGUGAGCCUUUUGUGGUUAAGGUCCCCGCGCGUCCCCCCUUGACGCGACCUCAGUUCGAGCUGGCGAGCAAACACUGGCCCACCUCCUUUCAUGAGGACAAACAGGUGACAGUCGCUCUGAGAGGAGAGCUCUUCAGUCCACCUCAGAAAGCUACAAUGCACUUGUACAUGAUGUCUGCUUUCACUGCUGCUGAAGCUGGAAAGGAGAUGGGGAUGGAGGCGGUAGGGGCCGUGGUGGUCAACCCAGCAACGCAGAGAAUCAUUGCAGUGGGCCACGACUGCCGAGGUGACCACCCCCUUCAUCAUGCUGUCAUGGUCUGCAUUGACCUUGUGGCUCAGAGCCAGGGCGGCGGAUGUUAUUCUUUUGACAGAUACCCUGCUUGCCGAUUUACUUCGUCAGACACAGACACAUUUAAGAGUGGAGAGGCAAGCUCUCAGCCGUACAUUUGCACCGGGUAUGACCUUUAUGUGACCAGAGAACCUUGUGUCAUGUGCGCCAUGGCACUGGUCCAUUCCCGGAUUGGCCGUGUGUUCUAUGGGACUGCUUCUGCUGACGGGGCAUUAGGGACUAAGUUCAAAAUCCACUCACAGAAAGAUUUGAACCAUCGCUUUGAGGUUUACAAAGGAGUCCUGAGCAAGCAGUGUGAGGAUCUUAAAGGCUUGGAAAGCCACAACAGAAAGCAAAGUUUAGAAGACUGAAAAAAUCCUAUUAACCAAUAUUUUCCAAAAGUGGUCAUUUUAAAUUAAGUUUUUAAUCGUGGUGAUUUUCUUAUUAAAUGCAUCUGUGUUCCAGUAAUAACAACAAUCCAUCUGACUUAGGUCUUAGGUGGAUUUGACUGUGACCUUAAAAUUCUGCAACUUACAUGUUUGUUGGAUGAAAGAGAAAGUCAGUGAUGCUGAAGCCUGACUUCAGGAUGUGCAGUAAAUGCUAUGAUGAUUUAGUGAAUUAUUUUAACAGCUGCGGCAAGAGUCAGGAGUAAGAGCUGCUCUCCGUAUAUAUGUCCAAAUGAAACAUUUUUUUAUUAAUCACAUGCAAAGCAGCUUACUCUGUUGUAACUCAUUCACAUUUAGCUGAUUUGAAUCAGAUUCUGAAUGCACACACUGAAUUAAGAAGAUUUUCUGAAGUUUAACACAUUAGGAUCAAAAACAGUAUUUUCUUUGUUUGCAGAGGGGCUGAAAAUCCAGAUCCAGGCCUGUAAGUGAUGAGCCUCUGCAACUGACAUAACAAAAAGUGACUCCUUGUUUUUUUUUUUUAAAAAUGGAAUCAGUAUGCAUCAGCUUGCAAAGCAUGUCAGUUUUGUAUUCAAACUAUGUUGUACACAAAACAUUUUUCAGAUAAAUGAGUUUUGUUGAGUA
Lates calcarifer (barramundi perch) is the source of this 1859-nucleotide messenger RNA. It is a transcript of the gene adat3, whose product is annotated as adenosine deaminase tRNA specific 3. Gene Ontology annotation, molecular function: tRNA-specific adenosine-34 deaminase activity. The record is from RefSeq and is a predicted model, not a curated record. The transcript is spliced from 2 exons. Bases 162 to 1202 code for a protein of 346 amino acids. Gene Ontology annotation, cellular component: nucleus; cytoplasm. NCBI's taxonomy places the organism in Eukaryota, Metazoa, Chordata, Actinopteri, Centropomidae.